GUGUACCAAUAGUUCUCUUAAACCAGGUCGUUUUGAAUAUUAAAACAGAAAUAAAACUAUGUGCAUAGUUGCAUACUAUUAACAUAUACCUAUAAUUACACAUUGCAGUCGUAUUUAUGCAGUAAUGUCAUAUCGCUAAAAAUGACUCCUGAGUUCCAUGGAGCUUGAGUCAGAGGAGCAGGGAUCCUGGAGGCGCGCGAAUUCGCGGGGUAGCGGGGCCGAGGGCGGGGCGAGGGCGGGGGAGGGCCGCGGGAGUGCGCUCGUCUCGAAAUAACCGCGUAUUUCGGUCGCACGCCCCCCACCCCGCCGGCCUGCUGGCGCGCGCGCACCGAGCGCCGCACUAUCCGCUAACUAUUUGCAAUCGACCGACGUCUUGGUUGUUGGACUUGGGUUAUAAUGACUUGACUUCUGCUAAAUGAACCCGUGGACUAGUACAAGUUUUGAACAGUGGCGUAUAAGUUAUACGGGUGGCGAGCGCUACCGUGCGAGGACAUAGCGUCGAGUGAGAGUUUUUUUGUGCGUUGUGCUGCGGUGGCAGCAACAUGGACAAGCAGUCGAGGUGGUCGUCGGAGCAGCGCAGCGAGCAGCGCAGCGUGCAGCAGCAGCAGCACUCGGAGCGGCGCGAGCAUGUGGUGCAGCAGGAGAGCGUGCAGCGCACCGAGCACCACUACACGCGCCAGAUGAUGACGCAGCAAGUGGAAAGCAGCGGUGACCGGCUGCCGAUUACUUCGGGCAGGCCCGGCGAGCCCUCCCCGCCUAUAUUCGAGCAGAUCUUCAAGAAUGCAAGGUUUGCGCAAGGCGGGAACGCCAAGUUCGAGGGCAAGCUGCGAGGUAACCCAACGCCUGUCGUCUCGUGGACGCGCAAGAAAGCGCCGCUGGUCGAAUGCAACAAGUACAGCAUGAGCUACAACGAGCAGACCGGUGACGUCUCCCUACUCAUCAAACAGAUCGGGCCCGGAGACGAGGGCGAGUAUACCUGCACUGCCCGCAACCAGUACGGCGAGGCCAUCUGCUCCGUUUACAUCCAGCCCGAGGGCGUCCCUGUACCUGCUCAGCAAUCCCAACAGCAGCAGAGUUACCGCCACGUCAGCGAGAGCGUCGAACACAAAUCCUACGGCACGCAAGGGUACACCACUUCGGAACAGACCAAGCAGACACAGAAGGUGGCGUACACCAACGGUUCCGACUACUCUUCCACGGACGACUUUAAGGUGGAUACGUUCGAAUACAGACUCCUCCGAGAAGUUUCGUUCAGGGAAUCCAUCACGAAGCGGUACAUUGGCGAGACAGACAUUCAGAUCAGCACGGAGGUCGACAAGUCUCUCGGUGUGGUGACCCCUCCUAAGAUAGCACAAAAGCCUAGGAAUUCCAAGCUGCAGGAGGGAGCCGACGCUCAGUUUCAAGUGCAGCUGUCGGGUAACCCGCGGCCACGGGUGUCAUGGUUCAAGAACGGGCAGAGGAUAGUCAACUCGAACAAACACGAAAUCGUCACGACACAUAAUCAAACAAUACUUAGGGUAAGAAACACACAAAAGUCUGAUACUGGCAACUACACGUUGUUGGCUGAAAAUCCUAACGGAUGCGUCGUCACAUCGGCAUACCUGGCCGUGGAGUCGCCUCAAGAAACUUACGGCCAAGAUCAUAAAUCACAAUACAUAAUGGACAAUCAGCAAACAGCUGUAGAAGAAAGAGUAGAAGUUAAUGAAAAAGCUCUCGCUCCGCAAUUCGUAAGAGUCUGCCAAGACCGCGAUGUAACGGAGGGGAAAAUGACGCGAUUCGAUUGCCGCGUCACGGGCAGACCUUACCCAGAAGUCACGUGGUUCAUUAACGAUAGACAAAUUCGAGACGAUUAUAAUCAUAAGAUAUUAGUAAACGAAUCGUGUAAUCAUGCACUUAUGAUUACAAACGUCGAUCUCAGUGAUAGUGGCGUAGUAUCAUGUAUAGCACGCAACAAGACCGGCGAAACUUCGUUUCAGUGUAGGCUGAACGUGAUAGAGAAGGAGCAAGUGGUCGCUCCCAAAUUCGUGGAGCGGUUCAGCACGCUCAACGUGCGCGAGGGCGAGCCCGUGCAGCUGCACGCGCGCGCCGUCGGCACGCCUACGCCACGCAUCACAUGGCAGAAGGACGGCGUUCAAGUUAUACCCAAUCCAGAGCUACGAAUAAAUACCGAAGGUGGGGCCUCGACGCUGGACAUCCCUCGAGCCAAGGCGUCGGACGCGGCAUGGUACCAGUGCACCGCCCAGAACGUCGCAGGCUCCACCGCCACUCGGGCGAGGCUCUAUGUCGAAGUACCAAAAGAGCCUCCGCCCGAACAGAAGCGUCUUCAUUUACCGCGGCCUACCAAAAUAAUUGAGCCAGAGCCUGCUCCUGGUCCAGAGAUUAUAUACCUAAGGCACGUGGAAAGAGCAAGACCUUUUAUUCCUCCUGGCGAGGAGGACCGUGUCUAUCCCCCGCCACAGUUUAUUGUGCCACUUAAGAGCGUCACGCAAAUGGAGGGUGGCAAAAUACACUUUGAAACGAGGAUAGAGCCGGUCGGUGACCCAACCAUGAAGAUAGAAUGGUUAAGGAACGGACAAAGCAUUGAAGCAAGUUCCAGAUUUACUUCGGUAUUCCGGUUUGGAUACAUUUCCCUCGAUAUGCUCAGUCUAAAUAUUCAAGAUAGUGGGGAAUAUACAUGUCGAGCUGUAAGCGCUACUGGCGUUGCAGAGACUAAAGCUAUGUUACAAGUAACACCGCGAGCAACGAUCGAAAGAACGAGUCAACACCCGGAGAGCUUACAGUACAUUCAGCAGUUGGAAGACUAUUCUCGGUACCAACAUCAAGAGUCAGUCGAGGAUCAAACUUCACAGAGACCACAAUUCAUCAGGCCGCUCCAGGAUCUUGGCGAACUUCAAGAAGGAAGGAACGCACACUUCGAAGCUCAACUGACUCCUGUCAGUGAUCCUACCAUGAGAGUCGAGUGGUACAAAGAUGGCAGAGCAAUUACAGCCAGCUCGCGAAUCACGUCAAUCUUCAACUUCGGUUACGUCUCCCUUAACAUCAUGCACCUACGGGCUGAAGAUGCAGGUUCGUACACAGUGAGGGCUGUAAACAAAUUAGGCGAAGCAGUCAGUACCGCCUCGAUCAGGGUAGCUGCCAGGAGUACAGUUACUGCGGAUCUUGGAAUACCGGAACAACGACGAUACAUUGAAAAGACUGAGCAAUUAGAAGCAUAUCAACAACAGCAACACCAAAAAUACUAUCAAGAAGCUCCUGAAAGCACACAGAAGCCGGAGUUCAAGACACCUAUUAGAGACCAAUUAAAUAUUAAAGAAGGCGGUUUUGCACAUUUUGAAGCUCGUCUUGAACCAGUAGGAGAUUCUACCCUUAAGGUAGAAUGGCUUAAAGAUGGACGCCCAGUUGAAGCUAGUUCAAGAAUUACUACAUUUUUCAACUUUGGGUAUGUAGCUCUAACUAUAAAAUCAGUAACUAUUCACGAUAUCGGCCAUUAUACUUGCAGAGCAUAUAAUGCUCUUGGUCAGGCAACUACAAAUGCUAAUCUUACAAUAAUUACGAAGAAAGAUAUUAUUGCCGAAUCUCAGCACCCUGGAGGAUUAGAGAAAAUUCAGCAUCUGGAAGACUCCAGCAAAUACAUGAAACGAUCAGAAGAAGAAGUUAAAGUUACUCAAAAACCUCGAUUUUUGGGACCAUUAAAGGGUACUAAUAAGAUUGUAGAAGGCCAAAGUGCACAUUUUGAAGCACGAGUAGAGCCACAAAGUGAUUUGACUAUGACAGUAGAAUGGUAUUUCAAUGGAAAACAAAUUACGUCUGCAAAUCGUAUUCAAACAUACCACGACUUUGGGUAUGUUGCCUUAGACAUUUCCAGUGUGCGCGCAGAAGAUACCGGCGUAUAUACAGUCGUUGCCAGAAAUGCAGCAGGAGACGCACAACUGAGUGCUUCCAUGACUGUAGAAACACGCUCCAGUAUCGACACAUCUAGCAUUCAUAGGGGACUAUAUGAAAAGACAAGACAUAUUGAGGAGUCUAAAUUCGUAGAGCCGAUGUAUGAAAUUGAAGAAAUUUCGAAAUCAAAACCAGUAUUUGUACAACCACUUUCGGAUCCUCAGCCAGUAUCAGAGGGUAAAAACAUCCACCUUGAAUGCAGAUUAGAGCCAAUGGGAGAUCCAACUAUGAGAGUUGAGUGGUUCCACAAUGGCCGACCAGUAACUGUUGGCUCACGCUUUAGGACUUAUUAUGAUUUCGGCUUUGUAGCAUUAGAUAUAAUUCAUGCUACAUCUGUUGAUUCUGGAGAAUACACAGCCAGAGCAGUUAAUCACCUAGGAUCCGCCCACACUUCCGCUAUGGUACGCGUAAUCGAAAAGUCAGAUAUUGUUACUGAAACUCAGAACGAACAAGCUGUAGAACAGAUCCAAAUGCUUGAAGAUGCUGCCAGAAGAGGAAGGCAAGUUCAUGAAGAUAUCACAGUUAUGCAAGCUCCACAAUUCUCAAGAGCACUACACAAUAUUGAGACUGUAGAAGGAACAAACGUUCAUUUGGAAUGUAGAUUACAACCUGUUGGAGAUCAAACAAUGCGCGUAGAAUGGUUCUGCAACGGAAGACCAAUAAAAACAGGCCACAGAUUUAGACCUGCUUAUGAAUUCGACUACGUUGCUUUAGAUUUACUGAGCGUAUACCCAGAAGAUUCUGGUGUAUAUACUUGCCAAGCAACAAAUCAGCUCGGUGAAGCAGUCACAUCUUGUGCUUUACGUGUAAUUGCCAAGAAAGACUUGAUAUUUGACUCACAACAUCCUUCUGGUCUUGAAAAAAUACAGUACUUGGAGGAUACAUCGCGAUACAAGAAGAGUGAAGUAAUAGAUGAGUCUAUUAACAUCAAGCCUCAUUUCGUUACCAAACCGAAAUCCAUUGAAAAUGUGAUUGAAGGUAAUCAUGUUCACUUUGAAUGCAAAUUGGAGCCAGUCACUGACUCCAACCUCAAAGUUGAGUGGUUCAAAAAUGGCCAGCCUGUAACAAUAGGUCACAGAUUCAGGCCGAUCCACGACUUCGGAUACGUAGCUUUAGAUAUAAUUGACUUGAUUGCGGAGGAUUCCGGUGUAUAUACCUGUAGAGCCGUUAACCUCAUGGGCACUGACGAAGUCAGCUGUAAAUUAUCUUGCCGCGGAACCGCGGAUAUUGUGAGGGUAACUCAAAACGAGACCGGAUUCGAACAAAUCCAAGUUCUGGAAGACAGAUCUAAAUCCCACAAAACCGAUGUAGUCGACGAAAUCACAACACAAGCACCUAUCUUCACCACUUCUUUGAAAAAUAUCGAAAUUAAGGAAGGUCAGCGUGCUCACUUUGAAUGUAGAUUGAUUCCCGUCUCUGACGCAACUAUGAAGGUGGAAUGGUAUCACAACAAUAAACCUCUAAAGAGUGGGUCUAGAUUUACAGAAACCAAUAACUUUGGUUUUGUGGCAUUGGAUAUUAUGGCAUGCUUGCCUGAAGACUCGGGGACGUAUACUUGCAGAGCUAUUAAUGCUCUAGGUGAAGCCGUUACUUCUGGCAUAGCGAUUGUACAUUCUAAAAAAUCUAUCUAUCUAGAAUCACAGCAUGAAGGUGCUUUGAACAGACUGACUCAACUGGAAGAUACGUCCAGAUACCAAAAGCAUAGUGCCCAUGAAGAAUUCACAACACAAGCACCAGUAUUUACUAUGCCCAUGAAAGAUAUUAGAGUAGCUGAAAAUCAAGCUGUUCACUUUGAAGCCAGACUUAUUCCCGUAGGAGAUCCAAAAUUGCGAGUAGAGUGGCUGCGCAAUGGUGUACCUAUUGAAGCUUCUAACCGUUUAACAACAAUGCAUGACUUCGGUUAUGUUGCUCUCAACAUGAAAUAUGUAAACCCAGAAGAUUCAGGUACAUACACAUGCAGAGCAAUCAACGAACUCGGUGAAGCUGUAACAUCGUCUACACUCUUCGUCCAAUCUAAGGCAUCGUUGCAACUGGAGUCUCAACAUGAAAGUGCUUUAGAAAAAAUUCAACAAUUAGAAGAUACCUCGCGUUAUCAACGGCGGGAGGACGUGGAAACAGCUGUCAACCAGGCUCCUAGAUUUAUUACUCAACUGAAUGGCCCCUCGAAGCUUAUUGAGGGCCAGAGUGCACAUUAUGAAUGCCGUAUAGAACCCUACCCUGAUGCAAAUAUGAGAGUCGAGUGGUACUUUAACGGCAAGGUACUGCAGAGUGGACAUCGUUACCGAACUGCCUAUGAUUUUGGAUUUGCCGCUCUCGAUAUCCUUACUGUGUACGGGGAAGAUUCAGGCGAAUACACAUGCAAGGUUAUCAAUAAUUUAGGACAAGCAACGUCUUCAAUAAAAUUAAACGUACAAUCUAAGGAAUCUAUUAUAAGAGACACGCAACACGAGAGUGCACUAGAAAAAAUACACUACCUAGAAGAUGAUAGCAGAUACAAACGCGUAAUCCGUGAUGAAAGCUUCAUCGCAGAGAAACCACAGUUCGGUAAGCCGCUGAAGAACGCUCAGGUAGCUGAAGGUCAGCCUGUGCAUCUUGAGGCUACGUUGACGCCGGUGAAUGAUCCCACAAUGCGCGUAGAAUGGUACUGCAACGGAAGACCAAUCCAACAAGGCCAUCGCUUUAAAACUACAUACGACUUUGGAUAUGUUGCGCUAGACAUUUUGUAUGCUUAUGGCGAAGACUCUGGCACUUACAUGUGCAAAGCAACUAACGCUGUUGGUGAGGCUGUUACUACAAGCUCAGUGAAAGUGGACGCUAAAGCUGGGUUGUAUCUCGAUACAAUGGAUGAACAAAGAUUAAGAAAGAUUCAAGAGUUGGAAAGAUAUGAAAGACCGAAAGCGGUGGAAGAGGAAAAACCGGGUCAACGCCCAGUCUUCUUGACUGCUUUGACUAGUCUCGAAAACCUAAAGGAAAGUGACCGAGCCCACUUUGAAUGUAGAGUUGAGCCUAUCAAUGAUCCAGACUUAAAGAUUGAGUGGUUCCUAAACGGACAGAAAAUUAGAGCUGGCCACAGGUAUAGGACGACGCAUGAUUUUGGAUACGUCGCUUUGGACAUCCUGUACGCAUAUGCUGAAGAUUCUGGAAUAUAUAUGUGUAAAGCAACUAACAAGCUCGGUGAGGCAGUCAAUACCUGCACGUUGAAGGUUGCAGGGCACAGAAGCAUUAUUUUAGAUACACAACAUCCAAAUGGCUUAGAAAAAAUAAGACAAUUGGAAGCACAAGGACACCAUACCAGAAUAGAAGUGGAAGAACCUAAAAUAAGUCCACCAAGGUUCACAGCUGAACUCAGAGGAACAACACAUGUGUUCGAGGGUAAAACAGCACACUUUGAAUGCCAGGUAGAACCAGUGCACGAUCCUAAUCUGCGUAUCGAGUUCUACCACAACGGCAAAGCCCUGCAAUCUGCCUCAAGGUUCCAUAUCACUUUUGAUUUUGGUUACGUGUCAUUAGAUAUCCAACAUUGUGUUCCCGAGGACGCAGGUGAAUAUUCUGUCAAAGCCAUAAAUGCUCUUGGACAAUGUACCUCUUCUAUAUCCAUGACCGUAACCGCAAAAGGCAGUAUUAUAUCGGAAUCUCAACGUCCAGAAGGUUUAGAGAAGAUCCGAGAACUGGAAUCAGCGGAACCGUUCAGGCGUCCGGAUAUUCCGGAACCAGUUACUAGACAGAGGCCCGUUUUCACUCAACCACUCCAGAAUAUUGACAACAUUCAAGAAGGCCAGACAGCACACUUUGAUUGUAGACUUAUUCCUGUAGGUGAUCCUACACUUAAAGUGGAAUGGUUCAGGAAUGAAAAACUUAUUGAGGACAGCUCUAGAAUUACUAAAACGCACGAUUUUGGUUACGUCUCAAUGACGAUCUCUCAUGUGCGCGAUGAAGAUGAAGGCGUAUACAUGUGCAGAGCUUCGAAUCUGUUAGGAGAAGCAGUCACCACUGCUGCUAUGAGAAUACGCACAAAGGCAGCGAUACAGAUGGACACACAGCAUCCAGAGGGCAUGAAGAAAAUACAACAACUGGAACAACCUCAGGCCAGGCGACCGGAAGAACCAGAACGCGAGUUCGAGAAGCCCAUCUUCACUCAAGUUUUGACUGGACCUUCGGAGCUUUGGGAAGGACAACACGCUCAUUAUGAAGCGCGUGUUGUUCCUGUGGGUGAUCCAAGCAUGCGGUUCGAAUGGUAUAUUAACGGCGUCGAAUUGAAAAUGGGAUCGCGUUUCCGCACCACACAUGAUUUUGGCUUUGUCACAUUGGACAUUAAUUCAGUGGUAGCACAAGAUGCUGGUUUGUAUAUGUGUAAAGCGAUUAACAGAGCGGGCAGUACAGUGUCCUCUACGUCGCUGAAAGUAAAAACAAAAUCAACUAUCGUGGAUCAAGCUAUGAGACCAGAGUCUUGGGAACAAAUUCAAGCUAAAGAAGCGGCAAUGAAUAAAGUUCCCGAAAUGUUUGUCGACACAGGUGUACAGCAAGCCCCUAUUUUCACUACUCAUCUCAAGAGCUAUGAUAAACUGGUCGAAGGACAGCAUGUUUUCUUGGAAGCUCAGGUAGAACCACGUACAGAUCCUAAUCUUAGGAUAGAAUGGUUCAAGAACGGCAUAUCUCUCACUACUGGUGCAAGAUUGAAGAGCACAUUCGAUUUUGGACUAGUUACUCUUUCCAUCAAUGGACUAAGAAACGAUGAUUCUGGUAUUUACACUUGUAAAGCCACUAAUUUGAUGGGAGAGGCAGUGUCUACAGCUUCUAUUAAGAUAGAAGACCGCCAUUGGCUAUUGGGAGAAACUCUUCAUCCUGAAUCAUUGGAUAGAAUCGGAGCUCUAGAACAACCCAAGCCUGAAAAGCCUGAAUCACCUGAACCAGUGUAUGAAACACCUGUCUUUAUUUCACACUUAAAUAAUAUCCUGUGCAAAGAAGGAGAUAACAUUCACUUCGAAUGCAACGUAGAACCAUCUAGAGAUCCUACACUCAAAAUUGAAUGGUUCUUUAAUAACAAACCUUUAUCAUCAGGGACUCGCUACAAAAGCACACACGAUUUUAGCUAUGUCUCGUUAGACAUCACACACACUUAUGAAGAAGAUUCAGGGAUCUAUACAUGUAAGGCUACAAAUAGCAAAGGAUUUGCCACAACAUCUGGAUCACUUAGGUGUACUGGUGAUAAACACAUUUACUUUGAUACUCAACAUCCACAAGGCAAAGCUGGUUUGGAGGCUGUUGAACAAGCCGAAGAAGCAAGACUUUCGAAGGGAAGACGACCAUCUGUUCCGGAUGCUGAAUAUGCCAAACCUGAAUGGGUAGUCCAGAUUGCUUCUGAACAACAAUUAAUUGAAGGACAAAACCUUCACCUUGAAGGUCAAGUAGAGCCCAAGAAUGAUCCAGAUUUAAAAAUAGAGUGGUACUUUAAUGGUAAAAUCCUUGAACAAGCUUCUCGGUUUAAACUAACUAGUGACUUUGGUUUCGUUACUUUAGACGUUACUGAUGUGUACGAAAGAGAUAGUGGAAUUUACACUUGCAAAGCAUAUAAUAAGAGAGGUGAAGCAUUUACAUCUUCUACAAUCUUAUGUAUUAGCAAAGAAAAUCUUAUAGAACGUACACAACAUCCAAAAGGCACUGAGGGGUUGGAGAAAAUUCAAAAUCUCGAAGAGUCUUUGCGCAGAGAGCCAGGCCGUGGACCAGAAGAUGAUACUGGCAGAGCUCCCGAGUUUACCACAGUCUUCAAGGAUAUCGUUGACAUCAGUGAAGGACAGAUAGCUCACUAUGAAGCAUCACUUAUACCCACUGGUGAUCAAAGUAUGGUUAUUGAGUGGUUCUACAACGGCAAAACAAUUGAAGCCAGUCAUCGCAUUCGGACUGUAUAUGCAUUUGGUAUGGUCGUUCUCGAAAUUCUUGGUACUAAGACCACUGAUUCGGGCAUUUACUCAUGCCGAGCAACUAACAGGUGGGGACAAGCUGAAAUAAGUGUUAAAUUAGAAUGCGUUGACAAGAGCAAGGGUCAAAAACCAAGGUUUACCACCCAUAUUCAAAGCAUUGAAGGCCUCAAGGAUGGUCAAUCUGCUCAUUUCGAAUGUACUGUUGUUCCUGUCGAUGACCCUGACAUGGUAAUUGAGUGGUAUCAUAACGGACAGCCAUUGCGUCAUUCAACACGUAUCAAAAUGGUGUCAGAUUUUGGUUUUGUUGUGAUGGAUAUUUCCUACACACAGAACCAUGAUUCGGGCGAAUAUGUAUGUAGGGCUUAUAAUAAAUAUGGUGAAGAUUUCACUAAGGCUACGAUCAGCUGCUUUGGAAGAGGAGGCGUUUAUUCGGACAGCCUGCAGCCCGAUUCUCUGGCUAAAAUAAGAGAAUUAGAAAGCUUACAAGGUGUACAACAACAGGCACCAGCAGCUGCUUCUGCAGAGCCACCGAAGUUCUUAACACAAAUUCAAGAUGUAACAAAGUUGGUCGAAGGACAGAGUGCCCACUUCGAAGCGAGAUUAAUACCAGUAGAUGAUCCUGACCUUAAAGUUGAGUGGUUCUAUAACGGAAAGAAAUUGCCCCAUGGUCAUAGAUACAGAACUUUCCAUGACUUCGGUAUUGUCAUUUUGGAUAUAUUAUAUUGUUACGAAGAAAACUCAGGAGUUUAUGAAUGUGUUGCGACUAACAAAUUAGGAAGAGAUUCAACUAAAGCUACUCUUAAGUGUACAUCGAAGGAAAAUUUGAUCUUGGACUCGCAACUCCCGCGGGGCAUGGAAGGAGGAUUAGAGAAGCUACAAACCUUAGAAGAUUCAAUGAUCCGUAGAAAAGAUACUACCGUUGAGGAAGAGAAAGGUAGAGCUCCAGUAUUCACUGUUCCUCUGUCGAAUAUUGACAACCUAAGGGAAGGAGAGAACGCCCACUUCGAAGCGCGUCUCACUCCUACAGACGAUCCAAACCUGAAAGUGGAAUGGUACUGGAACGGUAAAUCACUUAAAGCGGGUUCAAGAUUUAGAACAUUCUGUGACUUUGGCUUUGUCAUCCUUGAAAUAUCACCCACUUAUCCCGAAGAUUCGGGAGAAUACUUGUGCCGAGCAUACAAUAACUAUGGUGAAGCGGUUACGACUGCUACAAUGAAAGUACAAGGAAAACGCAAUAUCAUCUUAGAGUCACAGUUACCAAAGGGGAUGGAAGGUACUAUUGAUAAAAUUGCAGCUCUGGAAGGCUACACUGGAACAACCGACUCGAUGACACCUGAAGCAGAAACAGGUAGCCCACCUGAAUUUAUUACGACGCCUUCUGAUUUAGUGCUGUCAGAAAAUUCGUCAGCUCACUUCGAAUGCCGGCUAGUUCCUGUAAAUGAUUCCAGUAUGAGAGUAGAAUGGUUCCAUAACGGAAAACCUCUUUUGACUGGAUCUAGAGUAAAGACCAUUAACGACUUCGGGUUCGUUAUCCUUGAGAUCGGAGGUGUAUAUCAACGUGAUGCUGGUUUGUACACCUGCAAAGCUACUAACCGACACGGUGAAGCAACCGUGUCGUGCAAACUACAGGUAAAGGGCAGACAAGGCAUCAUACUUGAGCCCCAGCUUCCAUCUCAUUUUAAAUCUGGAACUGAAAGCAUACAGAAGUUAGAAGAAACAUUGCAUAAACGAGAAGAAAUAAUGAUUGAAGAUGAGAAACCAAAUCCUCCAAGAUUUACUGUAGACAUUAAAGAUAACCUAGAUGUACCAGAAGGCGGCCCCAUUCACUUCGAUUGCCGAGUGGAGCCCGUUGGAGAUCCAACAAUGAGGAUCGACUGGUUCUACAACGGAAAAGCUUUCGCUACUGGCUCUCGCGUGCACAUGCUUAAUGAUUUUGGUUUUAUAGCUUUGGAUAUCGAUUAUAUUUAUGCACGUGACGCUGGUGAAUAUACGUGCAGAGCAACUAACAAAUGGGGCUCAGCUACAACAACAGCUAAGAUAACAUGCAGCGCCAAGCGUGAUAUAGUACUUGAAUCACAACUACCACAAGGUAUGAGUGGUGAAAAGAUCAAGGAACUCGAAAGAGGUCGAGUCACAGAUGUGCCCAAAGAUGAGCCAGUGGUUAGUUCACCGCCACGAUUCAUUACACAGAUUCAAUCACACACCGUGGAAGAAUCAGAAGGCGUGCGAUUUGAAUGCAGGGUAGAGCCUAAAGAAGAUCCUAAACUACGCGUAGAGUGGUACCGUAACGGAAAACUUUUGCCAUCUGGCCAUAGAUACCGCACAGUCUACGACAUGGGAUUCGUUUCUUUGGACAUUUUGUACGUUUACGCUGAAGAUUCUGGUGAAUAUGUAUGCAGAGCCGUGAAUGACUUCGGAGAAGAUUUUACAAAGGGAUCGAUUUCAUGCAAACAAUUGCCUGAUAUCAUUUUACAAAAUCAAGUACCUCGUGGUAUGAAAAGAUCCGAGGCAUUGACACAAAUGGAAGCCACAAUCAAGAAAUACACUUCAGAAAUCUAUUUGACUGAAGAUGACCUUUAUGAUGCGGACAAGAAGCAGCCACCACGUUUCGUUACACAAAUCCAAAGUCAAACCACUUUAGUGGAAAUGCAAUCUACUAAGUUUGAGUGCCAAUUGGCGCCAGUUGGAGACCCCAACAUGAAAGUUGAAUGGUUCUUCAAUGGAAAGCCUCUAUUGCACAAGAACAGAUUCACUCCCAUUUACGACUUUGGUUACGUGGCAAUGAACUUUGGAUGGGUGUAUCCUGAAGACAGUGGCGAAUACGUCUGUCGUGCUACAAACUUGUACGGUAUGGAUGAAACCAGGGCUAUGAUCAAGACGGCUGGCAAACCCGGUAUCGUAUACGACUCGCAGCUUCCUAAGCACAUGAAGAGCAUAGAGAAAAUCCGUGAAAUGGAAGCAUCGUGGCAAAUGGCACCCGAACAAAUCAUCGAAGAAACAAAAGCACGUUCAGCACCAGUAUUCGUUAGCCGACCUGAUCCAGUGACAGUUGAGGAAGGAGAAUGGGCUCGCUUCUGUUGCCGUGUUACUGGACACCCCAAACCACGAGUCAUGUGGCUAUUAAAUGGCAAUACCAUUGUUAACGGAUCAAGAUAUAAAUUGACAUAUGAUGGAAUGUACCAUUUCGAUAUACCAAAGACUAGACAGUAUGACACAGGAAAAAUCGAAGUUAUUGCUAGGAGCUCUGUUGGAGAAGCUUUGGCUACGACCGAACUUAAAGUAAUUCCGAGACAUGACGAUUAUAGAGGUGUUCUAAAGAAUGCGCCACGACCUUGGUAUGAUGAAAUAUCACAACAUCAACGCUCUGAAACUGAACUAGAAAAAACAUUCGAGGAGAGACAGACCUUACAGCGGCAGGGUGUCAUUGAUCAUAGACCAGAGUUAAAACCUAAAAUCAUCAAGGAACCUGAAACUGAAUGGCAACAAACUGUGAAGAAGAAGAAGGGUGAGGAAUAUUAUAACAAACUUCAAGAACUUGAAAACGAACAAGUCGUUAAGGAAAGCAGGCUGAGGGAAUCUACACAUCAAUACGCUAUCCCUGGGGAAAAGAUUGCAAGCAGUUCUGUUGCUAAGGGUAUGGCCCAACGAUACGAAGACAGCUUGGAACAAACUGAAGAGGUAAUUGAACAACAAACUCAUAAAAAGGUUGUCCAGAAGCCAAGGAUUCCUGAUCCAUCUGAAUCUACUGUACACGGUAAAGAAGUACAUGUAGCCAAGCAGAAACAGAUUCAGAAAGAGGUGGUUGGUGACACGGAGAUUACUCGUAAGAUAACAUCUACAGAAACUACUGAGGUAGAACAUAAAGCUCAGACUCAAGAAAGAGUGGUUGAAGGACCCGUGAAACCGAGCAAACCUCCAGUAUUUACAAGAAAAAUGCAGCCUUGUCGUGUAUUAGAACAUGAGCAAGCACGAUUUGAAGUUGAGUUCGAUGGCGAACCACUACCGACAGUUAAAUGGUAUAGAGAAAACUUCCCGAUCAAAAAUUCACCUGAUUUCCAGAUUCACACUUUCAGCACUAAAUCUAUUCUUAUAAUCAGGCAAGUUUUUGUUGAAGACUCAGCAGUAUUUGCAGCAGUGGCUGAAAACAGAGGAGGCACUGCUAAAUGUAGCGCUAACUUGGUCGUAGAAGAACGUAGACGCCAAGGAAGAGGGGGGGUUAUUCCACCUAGCUUCACACUCACUGCCCAGAAUGUAAAUGUCACCGCUGGUCAACUCGUCAGAUUCGAUACGAAAGUUACAGGAACGAAACCAAUCGAUGUUUACUGGCUGAAAAAUGGUAAAAAGGUGCAACCAGAUAUUAGGAACAAAAUAUUAGAAGAAGACGGUACAUAUACACUUCUUAUUCUAGAGGCAUAUCCUCAAGAUUCUGGUAAAUAUGAAUGUGUUGCUAUCAAUAGCGCCGGUGAGGCGAGAUGUGAUGCCGAAUGUUUAGUUAAUGCUCCAGCAACAAAGGAGAAACCGAAACCUCAAACUAAAGCUGCUAAUGCUCCCCCUGAAAUCAUUGAACCUCUAAAAGAUAAAGUCGUCGCUGAAGGUCAAGCCAUCGAAUUUGGCUGUAAAAUUGUGGGAAAGCCAACACCAACUGUGCAAUGGUAUAAAGGAGAUAAGCUGAUAAAACCAUCGAAGUAUUUCCAAAUGUCAAGGGCUGCCGACGAGUACACUCUUAGAAUAUCAGAGGCGUUCCCUGAGGAUGAAGGCGAUUACAAAUGCGUGGCGUAUAACUCUGCGGGCCGCGUGACUGUUGCCGCCACCUUGAAAGUUAGCCAGCCAGAUCAGGCCGACAAUCUCCCAACACUCACACCUCUUCGCGACAUCGUGGUCAUGGAAGGUCAACCGGCUCAGUUCAAGACGCACAUUACCAGCAAGGUCAAGCCUACUAUUCAGUGGCUCCGUGAAGGAGCGCUAAUUCCCGAGACACCUGAUUUCCAGAUGAUCCAUGAGGGCAACAACGCCGUGCUGUUGAUCGGCAACACAUACGAGGAGGACACCGGCACCUUCACCUGCCGCGCCACUACCGCCGCCGGCCAGGUCGAGACCUCGGCAAAGCUAGUCGUCAAAAAAACACGCAAAAUUGUAUCCCAAAAGAAGUUUCAAGAUAAGACAGAAAUAACUUCAGCAACAUCAGAGAAAGGAGAGAUCACUGCCAGUAGAGCUUUAUAUCAGUCGACAGAAGAAUCAAGUAUCUUAAAAAUAGAAAAUGCUCAAGAUGUCGAAACCAAUAAAUCAGCCAGAGAUGUACCGUGGCGAAAGAAGAAUCAAGUAGAAACAGUUCAAGUUGUGAAAGAGGAAAAAUUAGAAGUUAAAUCUUGGCGGAAGCCUCGUCGAGAUGAAGUUGAAUCUGUUCAAGAAAUAACCACUUCAGAAGAUUCCAACAUUCUGUCAAUUGAUACGAAAGAAUCAACUGAAAUAGAAAAAACAACCAAAGUUGAAGACGAUUUGCCAACAAAACAUUGGCGAAAACCUAAAACAGAGCAUGUAGAAAAAACAACAUUAACUGAGGACUCUUCGAUGUUACACAUGCAAAACAAAGAAACAACAGUAGAAAAGGCCAAACAUGAAAAUUUAGAAGUAAAAUCCUGGAGAAAGCCUCGGAAACAAGAUAUGCCAUAUCUCAGUAAAAUAACUGAUGAUGCAAAAGCACAAGAACCCACAGAAAUAUGCCAAAAUGAAGAAAUAAAACAACAGAAAAAAGAAAGAACAGAUGAGAUACUUUCAAAACUAGAUCGCAAAGAAAGUAUUCCUUGGACACAGGAAAGUAUCCGACUGCGACCCACAAAGGUUGAAAAAACACAAAUAGUAAAAGAAAAAAUUGAAGACGUGUCUCUUAAACCAGUUCAUAGAGAAUCUUUACAAAAAGUCGAAACUUUAGUAGUGGAAGAAUCACUUACUAGAGAAGAAGACACUAUUAUUUUAAAGAUAUCUGAAAUAGAAAAUAUUGAAAUGGAACACCAGGAUAAAACCGAUUCAAAGACACCAAUGAAGAAAAACCUGUCUUCAGACAAGCCGGAAAAAAUUGUCGAGGAAGAACAGCCACUUCAAUGGCGUACUGGAAGAAGGCGUCCAAAGGAAGAAGAAUCUAUUGAAGAAGUAGUUCUUAAGCCAACGCCUAAACCAAAAGCACCAGAAGAAGAGAAAAUUGAGGAGGUACAGCUAAAACCAGUUAAAAAACAGAAACCAGUUCAAGAUGAAAAGCCGCAAGAUAUCGCAUGGCUCACUGGAAAAAGGCAUCCGAUAAAAGAGGAACCCAACGAAGACAUUGUUCUAAAGCCAAUAUCUAUGCAAAAAGCACCUGAAGAAGAGAAACCUGAAAAGGUACAGCUAAAACCAGUAAAACAAUCAAAACCAGUUGAGAAAGAAAAGCCGGAGGAAGAACAAUCUAAAGAAGUUGAAGUUAAACCAGUGAAACAAGAAAAACCAGUCGAGGAACAGGCCGUUCAAUGGCGUACCGGCAAGAGGCGCUCGAAAGAAGAAGAAACUAAAGAAGAAACGACCCUAAAACCUAUAAUACCCAAGCAGAUGGCACCUGAGAAAGAAGCACCCGAAGAGGUUAAGCUUAAACCUGUAAGUAAACAAAAACCGACCCAGGAAAAGUCAGUAGAAGAAGAACAGGGAAUUCAAUGGCGCACCGAUAAGAGGAGACUGAAAGAAGAAAAACCUAAUGAAGAAGUACUACUAAAACCAAUACCAAAGCAGAAGAUACCUGAACAAAAGGUACCUGAAGAAGUUCAGUUGAAAUCAGUGGAGAAAGGAAAAUCAGAAAUAUAUCAAAAGUCAAAAGAGGAAGAACAGCCAGCACCAUGGCGUUCCGAAAAGAGGCAUCCGAAGACCAAAGAAUCUAAUGAUGAAGAAGUUCUUAAACUGUUACCUAAACAAGAGGCAUCUGUAAAAGAGAAACCUGAAGAAAGUCAGUCAAAACCAGAUGAAAAACCAAAACCAGUCUAUAUAGAGAAACCAAUUCAAGAUGAACAGCCUGUUCAAUGGCGUACCGGAAAAAGGCGUCUUAAAGAGAAGGAAUCAAAAGAAGAAGUAGUCUUAAAACCGAUACCUAAACAAAAAGCGCUGGAGAUAGAGCGACCUGAAGAAGUACAGCUCAAACCAGUGAAAAAACAAAAACCAGUUGAAGAUCAAAAGCCGGAAGAUCACGAAUGGCCCAUUGGAAAGAGGCGUCCAAAGAAAGAAGAACCAAAGGAAGAAGUUGUCCUUAAGUCAACACCAAAACAAAAAGCACAAGAGGAAGAGAAAUACAAAGAUGAAUUGCUGAAACCAAUGAAAAAAGCAAAACCAGUUGAGGAAGAAAAGCCAGAAGAAGUCAAAUGGCCUACUGGAAAGAGGCAUCCAAAGAAGGAAGAACCAAAGGAAGAAGUCGUUCUUAAGCCAAUACCUAAACAGAAAGCUCCGGAGGAAGAGCGACCUAAAGAAGAACCGCUAAAACCAAUUAAAAAGCCAAAACCGGUUGAGGAUGAAAAGCCGGAAGAAGUCCAAUGGCGCACUGGAAAGAGACGUCCAAAGAAAGAAGAACCAAAGGAAGAAGUUGUUCUUAAGCCAAUACCGAAACAAAAAUCACAAGAGGAAGAACAACCUGAAGAGGUACAGAUAAAACCAGUGAAAAACCCAAUACCAGUUGAGGAAAAACAGCCGGAGGAAGUCCAAUGGCCCAGUGGAAAGAGACGUCCAAAGAAAGAAGAACCAAACGAAGAAGUCGUUCUCAAGCCAAUACCUAAACAAAAAGCUCCAGAGGAAGAGCGACCUGAAGAAGAACCGCUAAAACCAAUGGAAAAGCCAAAACCAGUUGAGGAAGAAAAGCCGGAAAAAGUCCAUUGGCCUACUGGAAAGAGGCAUCCAAAGAAAGAAGAACCGAAGGAAGAAGUCGUUCUUAAGCCAAUACCUAAAGAAAAAGCAUCGGAGGGUGAAAAGCCUGAAGAAGCACAGUUAAAAACAAUGAAAAAGCCAAAACCAGCUGAGGAAGAAAAGCCGGAAGAAGUCCAAUGGCGCACUGGAAAGAGACGUCCAAAGAAAGAAGAACCAAAGGAAGAAGUUGUUCUUAAGCCAAUACCGAAACAAAAAGCAGUGGAGGAAGAACAACCUGAAGAGGUACAGCUGAAACCAGUGAAAAAGACAAAACCAGUUGAGGAAGAAAAGCCAGAAAAAGUCGAAUGGCCCACUGGAAAGAGACUUCCAAAGAAAGAAGAACUAAAGGAAGAAGUUGUUCUUAAGCCAAUACCGAAACAAAAAGUACCGGAGGAAGAAAGAACUGAAGAAAAACUGCUAAAACCAAUGAAAAAGCCUAAACCAGUUGAGGAAGAAAAGCCAGACGAACUCAAAUGGCCUACUGGAAAGAGGCAUCCAAAGAAGGAAGAACCAAAGGAAGAAGUCGUUCUCAAGCCAAUACCUAAACCGAAAGCUCCGGAGGAAGAGCGACCUAAAGAAGAACCGCUAAAACCAAUUAAAAAGCCAAAACCGGUUGAGGAUGAAAAGCCGGAAGAAGUCCAAUGGCCUACUGGAAAGAGACGUCCAAAGAAAGAAGAACCGAAGGAAGAACUCGUUCUCAAGCCAAUACCUAAACAGAAAGCUCCGGAGGAAGAGAGACCUAAAGAAGAACCGCUAAAACCAAUUAAAAAGCCAAAACCGGUUGAGGAUGAAAAGCCGGAAGAAGUCCAAUGGCCUACUGGAAAGAGGCAUCCAAAGAAGGAAGAACCGAAGGAAGAAGUAAUUCUUAAGCCAAUACCUAAACAAAAAGCUGUGGAGGAAGAGCGACCUGAAGAAGUGCAGCUGGAACCAGUGAAAAAACCAAAACUAGAUGAGGCAGAACAGCCGGAAGAAGUUCAAUGGCCCACUGGAAAGAGACGUCCAAAGAAGGAAGAACCUGAGGAAGAAAUCGUUCUUAAGCCAAUACCUAAGCAAAAAGUACCAGAGGAUGAAAAGCCUGAAAAAGUACAUCUUAAACCAAUAAAAAAACCAAAACCUGUUGAGGAAGAAAAACAAGAAGAAGUUGAAUGGCGCUCUGGAAAGAGACGUCCAAAGAAAGAAGAACCAAAAGAAGAAGUUGUUCUUAAGCCAAUACCGAAACAAAAAGCAGUGGAGGAAGAACAACCUGAAGAGGUACAGCUGAAACCAGUGAAAAAGGCAAAACCAGUUGAGGAAGAAAAACCAGGAGAAGCCGAAUGGCCCACUGGAAAGAGACAUCCAAAGAAAGAAAAACCAAAGGAAGAAGUUGUUCUUAAGCCAAUACCGAAACAAAAAGCACCGGAGGAAGAGAGACCUGAAGAAGAACCGCUAAAACCAAUGAAAAAGUCUAAACCAGUUGAGGAAGAAAAGCCAGAAGAAGAAACAAAGACUGUACAUGAAAAGAUACAGCAAAAGAAAUAUAAAAAAAUGGUGAAAGAAAAGUCUAUCGAAAAGGUUGACGAAGUUGAAGUUACAAUAGAAGAUGAAGUAAAAGAAAGCAAAUCUGUCGUCGGACCGCAAGAGGAGAAAAAAGUAAUUGUGCAAAAGAAGAUUGCCAAGAAACAAGAAAAAAAGAAAGGUAGAGUUUUAUAUUUAAUGUACGAAACAAUAAUAAACUUUUGUUUAAUAAGUAAACUUGCUUAUAUGUAUAUUUUCAAUUGCGAAGUUAUUAAACAGAUGCAUGGUUAA
This is a messenger RNA of Chilo suppressalis (striped riceborer), 19553 nucleotides long. NCBI's taxonomy places the organism in Eukaryota, Metazoa, Arthropoda, Insecta, Lepidoptera, Crambidae. The record is from the annotation of a GenBank genome assembly.